GCAAAUCAUUGGCAGCUUUUGCACUGUCUGUAGCUAGGAGGAAGGUUAUAGUAAAGCUCCCCCCAGGCAGAGUUACUCAAAUGUGAAUUUAAAGAUCUUGUUUGCAUUCAUUACAAACCCAUUUAAAACUGGCUGGCUGAGAUCAGGGCAGGACUAGUCUGAAGGUGGAGCUGACACUUGUCCCCUUGCUGCCUCUGGAAGAGGUACCUGUGGAUUGUUUGGGUCAGGGACAGGUGAAGGGCUACCCUGGAUUUCCUUCCUUCCUUCCUUCCUUCCUUCCUUCCUUCCUUCCUUCCUUCCUUCCUUCCUCCCUCCCUCCCUCCCUCCCUCCCUUCCUUCCUCCCUCUCUCCCGAUUCCAGUUCAACCUCCUUUUAUGAAUAAGCCUGUCUACAUUAGAUUAGUUUGAUGUCAAUUUUGCUUUCCGAAGGGUAGAGGUUACAAUGGCUGAAGAAAAAACAUUUCGCUAUGGACUUAUUGUCCUGGGAUUCUUUCUGGUCAUGAUUGGCAUGUUCAUAAUGAGUGUGGAGAAACCACAAAUCUAUAUCACCUUCUGCACCCUGGGAGUCUUGGUCAUUGCUGUGGGCAUCAUCUGGAGCAUGUGCCAGUGCUAUCCAAAGAUCAGAGUUGUUUCCAUUGACUCAGAGACUGAAAAGUUUUUUGUAAAGAACCCAGAAUCUGAAAAGUUCCUUGUGAAGAAGUUGGCUGCCUCAUCAUCAAUUGAAAAUAAGAUUCCUGAGAAGAAAAGUUUGCAAACCCAAUACACAAGCCAGAAAGAAGCUGACAUAUAUGAGAAAAGCCUGCCGACUUAUGAACAGAUCCAGACAAACAGUUCUGCAGAAUGCUUGGGAACUUUGCCUGUCCCAGUACCACUAGUCAGGACAGGAAGACAUCUCCAGCCUUAUGGACAUGCCAAAGCAGAGGUACACAGGGACUCAGAGAGUAAUGGGAGCCCUAACAGAGAUGCAAGAGGACUGAACUGCCCAUCUAAGAGGUUUCCAAAGGCUGCACCAUUAGCAUCUCUUCAAGAGGAAGUGGACACUUCUUCCCUGGACUCAACUUCCAACAGCCCAUUUUUACAGAGAUGGAAAGAUGUCCCAAAUCCUGUGUCUCUAACAGAAAGCCAGCUCCAAUUCAAGCUUCCUUCUUAUGAAGAUUUUGCCUUGAUUGAUUCCCUGGCGGUGGAAGGUCAGGGGCAAAGCAAUGAAAAUACCGUGGCCCCAAGCCAGAGCCAUUGCUCUGUUCCUCCUACAGCAGGCGAUGGCAUUGUGGGAAUAGUAGGCCGUGGUCCUCUGGAAUGUAGUAGAGUCUUGCAGGAGGCAGAAGAAGAUGAUUUAUAUUAUGGGAUCCAGGAGGAUCCAAGAGACACGUUUCCUUCUGCAGUCGCUGUUGCUGAACCAAAGCCAUAAACCUCCCCCCACCCCCACCCCCCCAUACCAAGAUGGAAAAGUACAGAAUUUUCAACAUCUUUACAUUUCAAAUUCAGGGAGAGUGAAGGGGGAUGGAAAAGUGAUAAUUCAAUCAAAUCCAUGACAUUAAGGAUUAUUUUUGCUGUGGGAUGGAAAAGAAAAAGAUGUGGGGGUGGGUGGGAAUGGUCAGAGUAAUAAAUAGUAAAAAGAAGCAAGGCAGAGUGGGAAAAAAAAUCUAUUCCAAAUCCAAGAACAAUAUGGUAUGUACGUGCCACUGUGUCUAAGGAGAGUGUAUAUAUGUUUAAUAUAUAUUUAUUUUAGGACAGUGUUUCUCAAUCUCAGUGUCCUUAAGAGGUCUGGAUUCCAACUUCCGGCCUGCUGGCUGGAGAAUUCUGGGAGUUGGUCUACAAAUUUUUAAAGUUGCUGAGGUUGAAAAACACAGCUUUAGAGCAGGUGUGGGGAACAAUGGCCCUUUUAGGACUUGUGGACUUCAAUUCCCAGAAUUCCUGAGCCAGCCAAAAUCUGUCAAGUGGGCUAUGUCUCCUUUCAUAAGAGGAAGCCUCAGCUUUGAUUAUUUUAUGGGAUAAAUAAACCAGCUACAGAGACUAUCAAGUCCCUUUAUCAUUUUUAUUGAUUAUAACAGACCCUUUCACCCUCAUCUGCAGUAGCAGAUUUCUGCAGAUGUUUUGGAAUGCAAUUUUUUCAUUAUGGUGUUGGCUACACAUUAUGGGAACUGUACUCCAACAGAACUACCACUCACUCUAAUCUGCAUUUGACUCCUGGAAAGUUUAUGUAUGCCUCCAAUUAAGUUAAUGUAUUUGAAAAUAAACAUGUAUUAAAUAUGUUUCCAGUGACUUCCUUCUGAAGGAAACCGAAUCUUAUUAAGAAGUUCUUAAUGUUCUAAGAAGUGUGAUGGAAAUAAUGAUACAAAGUAGGUACUUUCCUAUUGGGCAAGUACUGCAUUUCUUCUAGGUCAAGGACAUCAGGAUCUUCACUACAUAAUCCAAAAUUGGACACAAAGCUACAUUUUAUAUUGUUUACUUUACACAUAAUAUUAAUGUUCAGUCAUCGUUUCUGUUGUCUGGAGAAGAUUGCACAGAAUAUUUUCAAGGGUUGCAUGAAAUCCUGUAGGCUUAGGUGGUAUGCUUUUGCUGCAGAGGCAUAAAACAGUUGUGUAGUUCUUCAGAUUCCGUUUCCACAAAGUGUUUGGCAGUGCAUCGAUCUGAGCACAGCACUUGGCUACAACUCCUGAAAGCAGCUGCAUCUUUCCUGUCAUCCGAAUCAUGACUUUCGCUCAAUAGCUGAAUGCAGUUAGUACCUAAAAAUGCAGCAAGAUGAUUCAUGGUUGACUUGAACAUCAUUUACUGAUGCUUUUUUUUUUCUUUUUGGAAAGUAUGAAAUAGUAUUCUCAAAUGUACGAUAGUACUCUAAAUUACAAUAGAUGUAAGAUAAGUGUGCAUAUAAAUUGUCAUAUACAUGUAAUAAACAAGUAAAUAAAUAAAUUUACUAACUCCU
This is a messenger RNA of Pantherophis guttatus, 2922 nucleotides long. It is a transcript of the gene BSND, whose product is annotated as barttin CLCNK type accessory subunit beta. Lineage: Eukaryota; Metazoa; Chordata; Lepidosauria; Squamata; Colubridae. Gene Ontology annotation, cellular component: basolateral plasma membrane. Gene Ontology annotation, molecular function: chloride channel regulator activity. The record is from RefSeq and is a predicted model, not a curated record. Gene Ontology annotation, biological process: chloride transport.